UCAGCUGUGGUUGGCAGAUGGUGCUGGUCAUACAUCAGGGAUGUGAUGUGCUUUUAUUACUUCCCCGACCGUACAGCCGAUAAGAUGGGCGAGACGCGAUCGCCCCUGGUGCCGUUCUGGACAGUGUUGCUGCUAGCGAUCGGUGCAGGCGUCCAUUAUGCGCACGGCGCCAACAUUCUUGCCCUGAUGGGUGUGCCUAGUCCGAGCCAUCACAUUUGGAACCGUGCGCUGGUGAAUGCGCUAGCUGCCCGUGGCCACAACCUGAUCGUCGUAUCGCCGGACGUAGAGCGAAAACCGCCACCGAACGUGACGUACAUCCAUCUCGAGAAAACGUACGACACGAUCCACGAGGGCGCGACGGCGAUCGAUUUCUACGAGAUGGGCCAAUCGAGCAUACUGGAGAGCAUGCGGAUCUUCUACGACUACGCGAUCUCGAUGUGCAUCGGCAUACUCGGGUCGGAGGGAUACCAGACGAUCAUGAACUAUCCGCGCGACACCAAGUUCGAUCUGGUGCUGUACGAUUUCACCUGCGGUCCGUGUCUGCUCGCUGUGUACGAUCGGUUCGGCCAGCCACCGAUGGUUGGUGUGACGGGCUUCAACACACCGCCCUACACGACCGAUCUGAUCGGGGGCCACAAGUAUUACGCCUACGUGCCGUACUACACGCUGGACUACGACAGCAGUAUGAACUUUUACCAACGAUUCUACAAUGCCGCACUCCAUUGGAUCGAUUACUUCUACCGCAACUACAUCUUCCUUCCGGAAACGGAUCGUCUUGUACGCGAGCACGAAAAGGCAAACGAUCUUCCCUAUCUCGGUACGAUGGAUCAGAAAAUGAUGCUUAUGCUGGUGAACUCUCACCAUUCCGUCGACUUCCCCGAACCGAUCCCUCAAAACAUGAUCCAGGUCGGUGGGCUACAGAUCAUUCCAUCGAAGCCGCUUCCAGCCGAUAUCGAUCGCUUCAUCCGGGCCGGGAAGAAGGGUUCCGUGCUGUUUUCUCUCGGGACGAACGUGCUCAGUAAAGAUUUGGGUCCGGAGCGGAUCAAAGCGUUCCUGCAAGCGUUCCAGCAAAUGCCGGCCUAUAACUUCCUGUGGAAGUUUGAAACGGACCUACCGUACGAUCUGCCGCCGAAUGUUAUGAUGAAGAAGUUUCUGCCACAGAACGAUAUUCUCGCCCAUCCGCAUGUGAAGGGCUUCAUGACGCAUGGCGGGCUGCUGAGUACGCACGAGGCAACGUGGCACGGUGUGCCAAUGAUCGGUAUCCCCGUGAUCGCUGAUCAGUAUCGGAAUCUCGCUAAAUCCAUCCGCGCUGGUGUAGCGGAAAAGAUUAGUCUGUGGGAUCUGACGACGGAGAAAAUACGCAACACGGUGCUGAAGGUGCUGGAGUCACCCCGCUACCGUGAUGCCAUGAAGGUACGAUCGGAGCUGUUCCGCGAUCAAUCGGAACAUCCGCUCGAGCGGGGCGUCUGGUGGGUCGAAUGGGCUCUACGCCAUCCGAACGCGAAGACGAUCCAAUCGCCCACCCUCGAGCUUGGACCGUGGCGGAGCGAACUGUACGACGUGAAGGCCUGCCUGGUGCUGGCCGUACUGUUGGUCGUUUAUUUGCUGCACAAAACGGGCAAAGCACUCUUUGCGAAAGCUUCCCAGCCGGGUAAAGCGAAAAAGAAAGUACGUCGUUACCAGCAAAUGUGCCAUUCAUUUUCGCUCACAUGUGUACCGAGUAAACCCCUAAUGAGUUCAUUAACGAACACAAAACACGUGUUUGAUUCAAUAAAACUCUUGUCAAGCUAUCAGCACCAUCCAGUAGCCGUUGGCGCUCGUUUCCAUGGUGAUCUCCGUACAAUGAUACCCGGGCUAGUGAUACUCUUGCUUUUCCAGCAAUUUUGCUGGCAGUUAUCGGCCGGCGCAAACAUCCUCUGUCUUACGCCAGUCCCCAGCCCAAGCCAUCACAUCUGGAACCGAGUCUGGAUCGAGGCACUCGCUGCCCGCGGCCACAACCUAACGGUGAUAUCAGCGGAUGUGGACGAGCGAACAGCUCCACCCAACAUCACCUACAUCCAUCUCGAGCAUGCCUACUCGGAUCUGCACACGGAGCUCGAUCUGUUCCAAAUGGCGUCCCACAGCGCACUCACCGGAAUAAAGGACCUAUACGUCUGGGGUACGGCCAUGUGCAGGGGAGUGGUACGGUCCAAGGGUUUGCAAGUAAUUCAAGCCUAUCCAGACGAUUUCCGGUUUGAUUUGAUCAUCGCGGACAUCACCUGUGGACCGUGUCUGUUUCCACUGAUACAUAAAUUCCACCAUCCACCACUGAUCGGUGUAACGGCGUACAACAAUCCACAGUUUACGGCGGAUUUCGUCGGCGGACACAAGCACUACGCGUAUGUGCCGUUCUUCACGUUAAACUACGACUCCGAUAUGACCUUCUAUCAGCGAUUCUACAACUGGGUCCUGCACAAUGUCGAUCAUUUCUAUCGCCAUCACGUGUUUCUUCCCCGCAUCGAGCAGAUGGUACGCAACCACUUCCGCUACCCUGACAUGCCAUCGUUGGAGCAGAUGGAGCACAACACCGUACUGCUGCUUGCCAACUUCCACUACUCCGUUGACUUUGCCGAAUCAAUCGCACCGAACCACAUCCCGGUCGGUGGACUGCAGGUGCGACCCGCCAAUCAUCUUCCAGACGAUCUGGCCACCUGCAUUGCAGCCGGUAGGGAAGGAUCGGUGUUGUUCUCGCUCGGCACCAACGUGAGAAGUGCCGAUCUGGGGAAGGAACGCAUCCACAUGUUCCUGGAUGCGUUCCGCCAGCUGCCGGAGUACAAUUUCCUGUGGAAGUUUGAAGAGCUGCCAUCGUUUGAGGUUCCUGCGAAUGUGUUGAUAAGGGCGUUCUUGCCCCAGAACGAUGUGUUAGCGCAGCCGAACGUUAAGGCGUUCAUUACGCACGGCGGUAUGCUGAGUACGCAUGAGGCUACGUGGCACGGUGUGCCGAUGGUUGGGAUUCCUUUUAUCUGCGAUCAAUAUCGGAACCUCCACAAAUCGGUAACUGCCGGUGUUGCACUACGCCUAGCUUAUGACUCUCUCUCGGUGGAGCAAAUUCUAUCUGCUCUCCGGGAGAUACUAACCAACACCAGCUACCGAGAUGCCAUGAAGCGCCGUUCCGCACUGCUGCGCGAUCAACCGGAACAUCCGCUCGAUCGAGCCGUCUGGUGGAUCGAGUGGGUCCUACGUCAUCCCGACGGGAAGGCAAUACAAUCACCCACCAAGCAUAUGACAUUCUGGCAGUACGAGCUGUACGAUAUAAAGCUGGCACUGAUACUACUUACCGUUCUGGCCGUUUACUGCUGUAAGCGUAUUUGCACACGCUCCGACAGACGCUCAUAUCGCAAUGUAAACAAGAAAAGUAACUAAAGGGAGUGCACACUCAGGCACCUGCUCGAGCUCGAGUUAGAGUUCAAUUCAUUCAACAA
Anopheles coluzzii is the source of this 3461-nucleotide messenger RNA. RefSeq lists its product as uncharacterized. NCBI's taxonomy places the organism in Eukaryota, Metazoa, Arthropoda, Insecta, Diptera, Culicidae. The transcript is spliced from 6 exons. The record is from RefSeq and is a predicted model, not a curated record. Gene Ontology annotation, molecular function: UDP-glycosyltransferase activity. Bases 46 to 3402 code for a protein of 1118 amino acids.